This is a messenger RNA of Clunio marinus, 2765 nucleotides long. NCBI's taxonomy places the organism in Eukaryota, Metazoa, Arthropoda, Insecta, Diptera, Chironomidae. The record is from the annotation of a GenBank genome assembly.
UGUUGAGUCUAUAUUAUUUAAAAUAUUUUUGGGUCAGUGAUAAAAAACUUUCAUAAUUUAAUAAGACCGUAAAGAGUGAAAAAUUGUGAAAAAUUAUUACAAAGUUCAAUCAAUCAAUAAACUUUUAAAAGGAUAAAAAUAUAUACAAAGUUGUGAAAAGAUAUAAACACUGAUUAAAACAAUGCUGCUAAAAAUGCAAGCCUUAGCACUGAUACUUACUUUAAUUCUAACAGUCAAUGGAAAAAUAGCAUUCGAGAAACUCACAGAUUAUGAUUUUACUGGAAAUACUUAUUACAGUGUGAAAAAUUUAUCCCUUUACGAAUGUCAAGGAUGGUGUAACCAAGAGCCAGAAUGUUUAGCUGCUGCAUUCAGUUUUGUUGUUAAUCCACUUUUACCAGAACAAGAAACAUUGUGCCAAUUACAAAAUGAGACGCAAGCUAUGAAUCCUUCAGCAAUUCCACAGCGUUCAAAUAGCAUGUACUACAUGGUAAAAUUGAAUAUCCGUUCUGAAAACAUUUGUAUGAGACCGUGGAGUUUUGAGAGAGUGCCUAAUAAAAUUAUUCGUGGAUUGGACAACGCUCUCAUCUAUACAAGUACUAAAGAAGCAUGUUUAUCUGCGUGUCUAAAUGAGAGAAAUUUUGUGUGUCGAUCAGUUGAAUACGAUUAUAACAACAUGAAAUGUAUUCUUAGUGAUGUUGAUCGUCGCACAACAGGCCAAUUUGUUCAACUUGUUGAUGCACAAGGCGUUGAUUAUUUCGAAAAUUUGUGUCUCAAAUCAAGCCAAGCAUGUAAAUACAGUCGCGUACUUCAAGCACCCAGAUUUGGUGUUUCUGAAGACAAAGUUGCUCAAUAUGUAGGACUUCAUUAUUAUACCGAUAAAGAACUUCAAGUCACUUCCGAAACAGCAUGCAAAUUGGCAUGUGAAAUCGAAAAAGAAUUCUUGUGUCGAAGUUUCCUUUAUUUGGGUCAACCCAGCGGCCAACAAUACAAUUGCAGAUUAUAUCAUUUGGAUCAUAAAUCUCUCCCCGAUGGCCCUUCAACUUAUUUGAAUGCUGAACGUCCGCUUAUUGAUGUUGGUGAACCAAUUGGAACAUAUAUGGAAAACUUCUGUGAAAAAACACCUACUUCAAGUGAAAACACAUUACCAAUCGUAUUCGAUGCCACUGAAGACCCAUCUGUGAAUAAUCUUACUAGAACUGAUGUCAAUUGUGAUAAAACCGGAACAUGUUAUGAUGUGUCAGUUCAUUGUAAAGACACUAGAAUAGCUGUGCAAGUUAGAACAAACAAACCGUUUAAUGGAAGAAUAUAUGCACUUGGUCGUUCUGAAACCUGUAACAUUGAUGUCAUCAAUUCCGAUACAUUCCGUUUAGAUCUUACAAUGGGAGGGCAAGAUUGCAAUACACAAGCUGUAACUGGAGUUUAUACCAACACAGUUGUUCUUCAACAUCACAAUAUUGUUAUGACAAAAGCUGACAAAAUUUAUAAAGUUAAAUGUACUUACGAUAUGAGUUCCAAAAACAUCACAUUCGGAAUGAUGCCAAUUCGCGAUCAAGAAAUGAUUCACAUUAAUUCAUCACCGGAAGCUCCACCGCCUCGUAUUCGUAUUCUGGAUGUUAGAGGUAGAGAAGUUGAAACCGUUAGGAUUGGAGAUCGUUUAACUUUCAAAAUUGAAAUUCCGGAAGACACACCUUAUGGAAUUUUUGCUCGAUCAUGCGUUGCUAUGGCGAAAGAUUCAAAAAGUACUUUCCAAAUCAUUGAUGAUGAUGGAUGUCCCGUCGAUCAGAGCAUCUUCCCUGGAUUCACUCCUGAAGGAAAUGCCUUGCAGUCAUUAUAUGAAGCUUUCCGAUUCACUGAAAGUUAUGGUGUUAUCUUCCAAUGUAAUGUAAAGUACUGUUUAGGACCAUGUGAACCUGCUGUCUGUGAUUGGGGACGUGAUUCUAUGGAGUCUUGGGGACGAAAACGUCGUUCAGUUAAUAACGAAACUGCUAGUAAUGAAGACGAUAUGAACAUUUCACAAGAAAUUCUUGUUCUUGACUUUGGUGAUGAAAGCAACCGAGACUUUUUGAAGAGCGAUCAAAGUGCUGACUUCGGUAGAGACAAAACCGUUACAAUCAUAGAGCCAUGUCCAACAAAAACUUCAGUCUUAGCUCUUGCUGUAACUUGCGCUCUCAUGGUGUUCAUUUAUUUAUGUUCGUUGUUUUGUUACUAUACAAAAAAGUGGAUGCACCCAUCAAAGAUGAUGCCGUAACAACGAUAAGUCAUAAAUUUUCGACUCUAUGUAUGGGAUUUUUCAACAAUUAAUGAAUAAUUUCAUUUUUCCGAAAACAAACUAUGCGAGUUUAUAAAAAAAUUAAGGAGAUAAGAACUGCCUAAUAUGAAUGUAAUCAAGCAUUUCUGAUUUACAUUUUUUUCAUCAUAUUUUUGCAACAUUUUCAUUUUUAGGAUAGAAUAUUUCUGUGUUUUUUAUGGGUGCACUUUCUAUGGAGUUUUUGAUUUGCAUAAAUUUCAAAAAAUAUUCCAUUACAUUUUUCUUAAUAAUGAUGCAUUUGAAAUACCAGACAAACUGCAAUAAAAUUAUUUUUGAAAUUGUUCAGCUCUCUUUUCUUUCUUUUAUGGAAAGGAAACAAAGGCCAAUCGUGAACUUACAUAGAGAUUGUAUGAAACAUAAGAUACCUUAUUAUUUAUUUUAAUAUUUAAAUUCUAUUUUGUAAUGUUAGGAACACGAAAAGAUUUUCUAAUAAAAUACAUUAAGGGCAAUAAAUCAA